AUGACUGACGAAGAGAGAAAUGCUGCUGCAGCGCAAGAAACCACACAUGAUGUCCAGGAUAAUGUUGAUGCUAGUGUGUUGAAUGAAGAUGAUGAAGAUGAAUAUCCAAAAGAAGGAAAUCAAGUUGAUCAAGAACCUCAAGAAACCCCUGAAGAGACCAAUAUCGAGCAUGAAGACAGAGAAGGUGAAGAAGGUGAAGAAGAAAUACCGGAACAAGAUACAAAUGAAGUUGAUUAUCAAGAUUUAAGUAGUUUGAAAGCUCGUAAACGUUCAAAUGCUCCUCAAUCAGGAUCAAGAGAAACAAGUACAACUCCUGGUGGUCAAUCACAAUCACAAAAUCAAUUAGAUGAUUCAAGAAGUUUCCAAUAUAACGAUGAUUAUGAUGAAGAUCAACGUCCUGUUGAUUUUAGAGAAGUUGAUGCAGCAACUAAAAGACGUCAAGAAUUAGAAGCAAAAUUAGAUAGAGCUUUGAAAAAACCAAAAAUGAAAAGAAGAAAAGGUGAAGAAGAUUUAACAAAUGAUGAAGAUGAAUUGAUUCAAAUCUUGAAGAAUCAAAUGGAUGAAGCUGCUAAGAAAGAUGUUGAAUUGAAUGAAAAUAAUCAAGGUAUUGCAAUAAAUAAAAUUCAAUUAUUACCAAAAGUUACAGAUAUUUUAUCAAAAGCAAAUUUAGCUGAAGUUAUAUUGGAUAAUAAUCUUUUAGCUGAAGUUAGACAAUGGUUAGAACCUUUACCUGAUGCUUCAUUACCUUCAUAUGAAAUUCAGAAGACUUUAUUUGCUGCAUUAUUAAAAUUACCAAUUAGUACAAAUCAUUUAAGAGAAUCAGGUAUUGGUAAAGUUUUAUUAUUUUAUCAAAAAUCUAAAAGAGUUGAACCAAAAAUUAAAAGAGUUGCAGAUAAAUUAAUUUCAGAUUGGACAAGACCAAUUAUUGGUGCAUCAGAUAAUUAUCGUGAUAAACAAUUCCAUUCAAUUGAUUAUGAUGCUCAAAGACAUCGUAAAAAAUUAAAACAUAGUGCAGAUAAAGUUCAUAUUAAAGAAAGUGAAAAAUCUAUAUAUGAACAACAAGCUGCAAGAAGAGGUAGAGCAGCAGCACCAGUACCAACAGUUUCAGAUUAUAGAUAUGCACCAAAAUCAAGAUUGGAUCGUAGUGGAGCUCAAGCAAUUCAACAAGCUGGUGUUGGUACUACAUUAAAUAGAGAUGAUCAAUUCAAGAGAAUUAAUCAAAGAUUAACUGGUAGAAAAGGUAAAGUUGGUGGUAAGAAAAGUGGUGUUAGUAUUGAUAAAGAAAAACUAUGA
Molecule: messenger RNA, 1293 nt
Organism: Hansenula ciferrii
Lineage: Eukaryota; Fungi; Ascomycota; Saccharomycetes; Phaffomycetales; Wickerhamomycetaceae
Gene: SPN1
Product: transcription factor SPN1
Exons: 1
Coding region: 1-1293 (430 amino acids)
Biological process (GO): poly(A)+ mRNA export from nucleus
Cellular component (GO): nucleus
Source: RefSeq, a predicted model, not a curated record